UCUGUUGGGGUGGAGCAGCUCUGCCAACACAACCAGCCCGUGUAAAAACAAAAAUGGAGCUCGGAGUCAGACAGCGGUAGAAAUAUGAACUGUCACACAUCACUCACCUCUUUCCUCGCCUGCUUGCCGCACUAGCUGACUCAGUCACCGGAGGUACCGCCGAGGCAGACUUCGCCUUUAUGGCGGGUCUGACUUAUUUAGUGCUCCGGUUUUCGGGCUCUGCAGGUCGGUCUUACGGAGUGUUUUCCAAAGGCUUGACGAGGACUUUGUUGAUAUUUUUUGAUCUCGCAUGGCGACUGCGAAUCAGAUUCCCCUAUAUCUACCUCGUCGCCUCGAUGAUGUUUAAUGUCAGAUUACAGGUACACAUUGAAAUCCACUGAUCAAUCAUCAAUGCCUGCAUUUGGACUCAAAACAAUAAACUGUGAGCACUGCCAUGUUUCAGUCCUGUAAAGAAAACUGGCUAAUGCUGCACAGCAAUGUGUGGAGAGAAAAUUGAAUUCUGCAGACUGGUAUAACAAUGCAACAAUGUGACACCACACGGUUGUUGCGGUCAGCCCAUGUCACAUGAGCCCAGUGCCUUUGCAGGGGAAGGAAGGCAGCGAUGUCUGCAAAAACGAGCCGAGCUGAGCGGUGGUAUGUGAGGGUGGAGGGAAAAGAUGCUACACGGUCACCUUUUUAAGCCACCACCUGAGAUUCAGGCGCCGCUCAUCCUGUCUGUGAAUGCUGUGUCGGACGGAACGUGGAUUUUGACACUGCCGUUUCUCUGGAUGAAAAGGACUGCGGCAUGGGUUUGAACGUGAAAACAGAUGAUUGUUGCUGUGGAACUUUGUAGCUUCUCUUUAUCGUCUGACAUGUAUGUUUAAUAGGCGUCAGUGUAAACAUCUCACAGAAUAAACUGGAACCAUUUCACUUUAAUUUAAAAAGUUAAUAUCUACACCGCAUGACACGAACAAGCAUGUUUUUUGCCGUCUGUGGUUCGGACGCUUUAUUUAAGGUUGGGUGUUAGCUGUGUAAGCGGUACAUGGUCUUUCAACAGAGGUUUGCUGUAGGAUAACACGAAAGCUGCCAUAACUGUUCUGCUGGGAAUUUACAGUCUGUCAGUAAGUGCAGUCUCAAAGGGAAUCACUGCAUGUCCUCUCUGUGUCUGUACACACAGGUUGUCAUACUCACUGUUGUGUUUCUGCGUAUCAGUGGCACUGGAAAGGUGACAUGAGUGAAAAAUGUUACCUUCAAAACUAUUUUUGUAGCUGCAUUUGUCCCAAGUGUUUAUUUCUGUGAUAAAUGUGCAUACGGGGUUUUGAAGUCAGAGAAUUGAGGAUAAGGAUGAUUGAAUAAAUGAAUGAAAUCACUAUUCUCA
Messenger RNA from Seriola aureovittata, 1357 nucleotides. RefSeq names its product small integral membrane protein 10-like protein 2A. The record is from RefSeq and is a predicted model, not a curated record. NCBI's taxonomy places the organism in Eukaryota, Metazoa, Chordata, Actinopteri, Carangiformes, Carangidae. The coding region runs from base 180 to 380 and encodes 66 amino acids. The transcript is spliced from 2 exons.